AUGAGUAAACAAAUUAUCAGUGUGGUUCUUUAUGGACUCUUCGGUCAAGGAAAAUCUUCUAUUGCUAACAUGUUUAUUCAGGGUGAAAUUCGUCAAAAUGACAAUAUGUUCGAAAUUAAUGAUGGUGUUGUUGGUGCGAGCGCUACAAUAAAUUUUAGUAAAAAUGAUGAUUUCAUGGUGUACGAUACUAUUGGUGUAGGUGAAACUGUAUAUGGAAAAGUUCCGCAUAAAGAGGCAGUCAGAGAUAAGAAAUUAUUUUACUACUUGUCAGAAACAUUAACAAAGAAUUUUGGAGAAUAUCCGAUUAUUCCGAUCGAUUUCCCUUGUAGUGAAGAAGAUGAUGAUAACGAUGCUGCUGUUCAACGACUAUUAUCAUCUAAAAUGAGGCUUAAGAAAGGUUCUUCGCAAACCCAAAUUCCCGGUUUUAUGGAGGAGACGCUUCUGGCCGAAAUUUAUAUAAUCCUGAAAUUAUUUGUUUCACGUAAUUUAUAUCUCGAAAAGACCAGUAUUAUCCUUUUUGGACUCCCUGGGCAUGGAAAAUCCUCUAUUGCUAACAUGUUGAUUCAAGGUGACAUUUAUCAUGAAGGAAACGCGUUCGAAAUCAAUGAUAGUAUGCAGAGUGUGAGUGCAACUAUAAAAAGUAAAACUAAUAAAGAAUUUAUAGUUUAUGAUACAAUUGGAAUAAGUGAAACGUAUUUUGGAAAUGUUCCGCAUAAGGAGGCUAUCCAAAUGACAAGAGAUUAUUUUUCUAAAUGUGAAGAUUCACUAAAUUAUGUGAUUUACGUUAAAAAGAAAAGCAGAUUUAGCGAAGAAGAUCAUAAUAUGUUCAAAUUAUUUAAAGAGAUCUUUAUGGGAAAUGAGAAAAAUUUCCUUAUUAUUAUUACGGAAAGUGAUCAGGAUUGG
Messenger RNA from Funneliformis geosporum, 903 nucleotides. The record is from the annotation of a GenBank genome assembly. Lineage: Eukaryota; Fungi; Glomeromycota; Glomeromycetes; Glomerales; Glomeraceae.